AUGAUUGACUUACUUAGCGGAGCAGUAACUGUAUAUCACGAUACCAGAUAUGAUAAAGAUUAACUGGAGGCAACUAUCAGUGAAAAUCUAGAGUAAUUAAGAUAGAAGUACAAACAGAGUCUUAAGAACCUUGAAGUGAGCAUAAUGGAUGGUAAGAAGAGAUACGAGAUAUAGCAGUUGAUGAAGGACAGCAGUGGGAUCUAGCAAGGAGUGCAGUCAGUUGUAGUUGAUUAUUUAGAGCAGAUUUUAGCCAAUAAAGGAGACUAAAAGUAUUCAAACCUACUUAAGAAGGUGCAUUACUCUCAACUCAUCAACUUGGACUUCAAGUUCGCAAGUAAUUAUUAAUCUUAAUGUUCAACUUAAUUAGUCACGACUGCCGAUAGCAUGAUUAUGAACAAUGGAAAGUGCUUUAUUCACUUGAAACUGGACUUGCUAAACGAACAAAAUCAGAGGGAAGCUGUCUACACAGAACUGACUUUGGAGUAGUUCUAUCAAUUCUUUCACGAACUUAAGAGAGCUCACAGUCUCAUGGAAGUUGUAUCUUGA
This is a messenger RNA of Stylonychia lemnae, 546 nucleotides long. The record is from the annotation of a GenBank genome assembly. NCBI's taxonomy places the organism in Eukaryota, Ciliophora, Spirotrichea, Sporadotrichida, Oxytrichidae.